Molecule: messenger RNA, 1005 nt
Organism: Penicillium bovifimosum
Lineage: Eukaryota; Fungi; Ascomycota; Eurotiomycetes; Eurotiales; Aspergillaceae
Exons: 3
Coding region: 1-1005 (334 amino acids)
Biological process (GO): carbohydrate metabolic process
Molecular function (GO): hydrolase activity, acting on carbon-nitrogen (but not peptide) bonds
Source: RefSeq, a predicted model, not a curated record
AUGGUCCACAUCGAUCCAAAGUAUCAAGUUCCCCGAGACUUCGAGGGUUACGGCGAAGAAGGCUUUGACGCAAAGUGGCCCAGUGGCGCCCGCAUCGCUGUUUCCUUUGUGUUGAAUUAUGAAGAGGGAGGCGAGCGCUGUAUCCUGGACGGCGACAGCAUCUCAGAGCCAUACCUCUGGGAGAAAGGCGCAUCCGGUGGACACCGUGAGAAUGCACGCUACCUCAAUGCUGAACACGAUUUUGAAUACGGCAGUCGUGUAGCCUCAUGGCGACUGAUGCGCUUGUUCAAGGAGUUCGGCUGGAACUUCACAACCUACGCUGUCGCCGUAGCCCUGAAGAAGAACCCCACAUUUGCCAAAGCCUUGGUACGCGAUGGACACGAGAUCGCUACCCAUGGCUUGCGGUGGAAGGACUUUUGGGACUUCAAUCUCGAUGAGGAUAAGGAAUAUGUGAAGCAGAGUCUGUUGCUGAUCAAGGAGGUCAGCGGCGAAAUGCCAGUGGGAGCCUACUUUGGUCGCGGAACCCCACAAACACAUCACCUGUUCCCUGAAGUGUGGAAGGAACUAGGCGAAGAGUUCCUUUGGUCAUCGGAGUGCUACAAUGAUGAUGUUCCUUACUGGCUUGACCUGCCAUGGGAGGACCAGCUGCCUGAGAAUGAACGUGAGGGCAUGCUGCUGAUCCCAUACAAUUAUGACUGCAAUGACGGCAAAUUCCACAUGUCUCCCGGUUUCGGCUCGAGUGUGGGCGAGAGCUAUGAGAAUUACCUCAAGAACACGUUCGACAUGUUGUACCGCGAGGGCGGCAAGAUGAUGAACAUCCCCUUGCACACGCGCAUUAUUGGUAAACCCGGCCGAUGCGAGGCCCUUCGCAAAUUUAUGGAAUAUGUCGCCUCUAAGCCUGGCGUCUGGGUGACUACCCGGCGGGAGAUUGCGAAGCAUUUCCGGUCUACGUUCCCUUAUCAACCGAAUAGGAAAUGGGUUGAUGAUGCCAGGAAGCAGGAAUAA